This is a messenger RNA of Closterium sp. NIES-67, 755 nucleotides long. The record is from the annotation of a GenBank genome assembly. NCBI's taxonomy places the organism in Eukaryota, Viridiplantae, Streptophyta, Zygnematophyceae, Desmidiales, Closteriaceae.
CCCCACUUCCAGCAAUUCGUGAUUCUAGAUCUGGUGAUUAGGCAGCAACAUGACAGCAGCUACGACUGCCUUUUCUUAUCGCAGCUGUACGACAGACUACUCCAGGUCGGCAUUAAGAGUGGCUUGAUGACAUUUUCGUGUAGUCGUAUCUUACUAGUUUCUCUAUGUUUCUUCUCUCGUUUUUUCCUCAAGCUAGUAGAGGAAACGUAAAUGGUCUCUUUCAGCUCAGGUACUCGGUACGGAUUCUCAUCUGUCGUUUCCCCUCUCCUUUGCCCGCCUUUUCACCCUCCUAGUCCGUCGUAACCACUUCUUUGCCCGCCGUCUCCCCCCUCCUUGCAUGUCGUUUUACCUCUCUCUCUCUCUCUCUCUCUCUCUCUCUCUCUCUCUCUCUCUCUCUCUCUCUCUCUCUCUCUCUCUCUCUCUCCCUCCCUCUCUGCCUCUCUCUACCUCUCUUUCAACUUCUCUCUCGUCCUCUCUUUCCUUUCACCAUCACAUUUUGUGUUAACUUCCCAUGCCCAUUCGUUCUCGCCCUAGCUGCUUGUUGUUCACUCAUUUCAUACGCAAUGCCUAAUAUAAUAUCCACUUUAAUUUUGUGCAGGUUUUCUUGUAAACGCGAUUAUGAGUUCCCUACGGCGUUUUGCUGUAAUUCGUUGGGAUGUUCAAUUAUCUCAUUUUCAGCUUUAUAUUCUUAUAAUUGCUGGCGUCCUGUGUUUGGUCUGAUGUGUCUUGCUGCUGUUAUUUGCUCUCAUUCUCGA